AUGGUUGAGGACUAUACCGGACGAUUCAUCACAAAGAAGAAUGGCCUAAUCGAGGGUCUAGCUUGGUGCGGCAGUCAAGGAGCCGAAAAGUCAAAAGAGCUCGAAGAGUACAUCUCUCCGUCAUGGUCUUCGGCAUCCGUCGCUAGAACAGUCCGGUUCCCUAUAUACAGCUGGUACAAACGAGCCCGCUGGUCCGCAAACAUGUCCGAUUUUGAGCCACUGGCGGAAUAUGUGAGCCAUUCGCUAGACCUUCUGCACUUGGAUCAACACGGACGUCUCAAGGGAGGAGGGUUACGCAUCAAUGCGCCUCUGUUUCCAAUCACAUCUCUAGAGCCUCGCCAGAGUUCACCACCAACUCUCGUUGUUCACUUUGGCGUGACCCCACCGAGAUCAUCUUUUACGGACAAAACAAUCGGGGUGCGGCGGGAGUGCCCGCACGAAACAAUAGAGGCUUGGCUGGAGGGCGGAUUCGACAACCCACACGAGGGCGCCCCUCUCGACCAACUCUUCGUAGUCUUCUUAACUCGGCUACCAUUUAUCCUUGAAUAUGGUUUCAUGGAACACCGAUUCGGCCUCAUUGUCAAGAAGACGGGAGACGGUGAGCAGUACCGGCGAGCUGGCUUCGUUGACGGGUUUGUUCUGCGGAAGAAAUGUACUCCUUUGAUGAGGCAGGCUUUGAAGAUUUCAGGUGAUCCUGACGCAGAGGCAUAUGGAGUUGCGGGAUCCCGACGACCUUUACAGGAUGGAGAUAUGCAUAAAUUGGGCAGGCGGCCAAACAGACUAGCAUACGAUGCGUUGCGGGUUUGGGGAACCGAUAUUACUCUAGUGUGA
This is a messenger RNA of Trichoderma aggressivum f. europaeum, 831 nucleotides long. RefSeq lists its product as uncharacterized. The record is from RefSeq and is a predicted model, not a curated record. The transcript has a single exon. NCBI's taxonomy places the organism in Eukaryota, Fungi, Ascomycota, Sordariomycetes, Hypocreales, Hypocreaceae. The coding region runs from base 1 to 831 and encodes 276 amino acids.